AUGUUUAUACAAUUUUUAUUAUUAUUAUUACCGUUGGUACAAUGGUGUUAUGCUACAACACAUACUUUUAAUUUCACAACUAGUUACAAAAAUGUUACAAUUCCAGGUACUGAUAGACAAAAGCAAGUCAUAGCAUUUAACGAUGAAUGGCCUCUUCCUGAGAUUCAUAUCAAUAAAGGGGAUCGCGUACAAAUAUAUUUGACUAAUGGAUUUGAAGGUAUUCACAAAACUUUGACUUCGUUGCAUGUUCAUGGUAUAUUCCAUAAUACUUCAUAUGGUAAUCGUUUACAAAUGGAUGGCCCCUCCAUGAUUACACAAUGUCCGAUCCCACCAGGGCAAACUUAUCUUUAUAAUUUCACAGUUGAUGAGCAAGUCGGAUCAUACUGGUAUCAUGCACACCAAGGUGCACAAUAUGGUGACGGGUUUAGAGGUGCUUUUAUUGUUCAUGAUCCUGAAGUUCCCUUUCAUUUUGAUGAAGAAAUGGUAUUUACAUUGACAGAUUUAUAUUAUGAGCCUUACUACGACGUGGAAAAACAAUUUAUGAGUAGAUAUAACCCAAUGGGGAAUGAACCUAUCCCUGACCAAUUUUUAUUUAAUGACAGAUCUUGGGGGAAUAUUCAUUUCAAUGUCGAUAAGACAUAUUUGAUCAGAUUCAUUAAUGUAGGGUUAUUUGUAUCUCAAUAUCUAACCUUAGAGGAUCAUUUGUUUGAAAUCGUUGAAGUAGAUGGUGUCUACGUAAAAUCUAAUAUUACGGAUGUCAUAUACUUGGCAGCAGGUCAAAGAAUCUCUGUAUUAGUACAUUCCAAGAAAUCAAAGCCUGAUAAAAAUUAUGCACUAAUGCAAGUGGUUGAUGAUACAAUGUUGGAUACCAUCCCUGCUGAAUUAAAGUUACAAAUUACGAAUCAAGUUAUAUAUGAUGAUUCAUUCGAUGCUGUAGUACCAAUAAAAAAUUUAACCCAGGAGACACUCGAUAAACAUGCAAAUAACGAUUUCUAUUUGACUACUUUACAUGAGACGCCAUUAUAUGAGAAAUAUGAUAAUCAAAUUGUACUGGAUGUUAGAAUGGAAACGUUGGGAGAUGGUGUCAAAUAUGCAUUCUUCAAUAAUAUUACAUAUGUCCCACCUAGAAUUCCUGUGUUAACAACCGUAUUAACAUCAGGAAAAUUAGUAACCAAUCCUAGCAUCUAUGGGGAUAAUAUCAAUGCCUUUAUCCUUGAGAAGGACGCAAUCGUAGAGAUUGUCUUAAAUAAUUAUGAUACAGGUAGACAUCCAUUCCAUUUCCAUGGUCAUAAUUUCCAAAUCGUUCAAAAAUCACCUGGUUUCCAUGUUGGUGAGAAUUUCGAUCCCAGUCUGCAGGAUAAGAUGACUGUUCCAUACAAUGAAUCUAACCCUUUGAUGGAUUAUCCUGACUAUCCUAUGAUUAGAGACACUGUUAUCUUAGAGCCUAAUGGCCAUACUGUUAUAAGAUUUAAAGCGGAUAACCCAGGGGUAUGGUUUUUCCAUUGUCAUGUAGAUUGGCAUUUAGAACAAGGCCUUGCCGCUGUAUUUAUUGAGGACCCUCAAACUUUACAACACCGUGAAACUUUGACGGACAAUUAUAAAGAAGUUUGUAAUAGUAUUGGUAUGGCUAACAAAGGUAAUGCAGCUGGUCAUUCUGAUGAUUGGUUAAACAUGGAAGGUUUACCAAGACAACCCAAGCCGUUAGCCCCUGGUUUCACCAUAAAAGGGUAUACUGCAUUUUUUGUUUCUACAAUUGUCGGUUUAUGGGGGUUGUACAGUAUUACACAAUAUGGAUUAAUGGAAGUUAUUCCAGAUGAUGAAGUUACUUACACAACUCUAAAGAAAGUUCUUGAUGAUAACAGCAUCCAAUAUUGA
Maudiozyma barnettii is the source of this 1875-nucleotide messenger RNA. It is a transcript of the gene FET5, whose product is annotated as ferroxidase FET5. Gene Ontology annotation, molecular function: copper ion binding; ferroxidase activity. Gene Ontology annotation, cellular component: fungal-type vacuole membrane. Gene Ontology annotation, biological process: reductive iron assimilation; cellular response to iron ion starvation. NCBI's taxonomy places the organism in Eukaryota, Fungi, Ascomycota, Saccharomycetes, Saccharomycetales, Saccharomycetaceae. The coding region runs from base 1 to 1875 and encodes 624 amino acids. The transcript has a single exon. The record is from RefSeq and is a predicted model, not a curated record.